Molecule: messenger RNA, 814 nt
Organism: Lathyrus oleraceus (garden pea)
Lineage: Eukaryota; Viridiplantae; Streptophyta; Magnoliopsida; Fabales; Fabaceae
Product: kunitz trypsin inhibitor 5
Exons: 1
Coding region: 48-695 (215 amino acids)
Molecular function (GO): endopeptidase inhibitor activity
Source: RefSeq, a predicted model, not a curated record
CUUAACUUCCAUCCAUCACAAACCACGUACUUUAAGCAUACAAAACAAUGAAAAUCACAUUGCUAGCAUUUAUCCUUCUCUUUGCCUUCUUGAGCUCACAACCACUUCUUGGAGCAGCUGAUGCUUCAAAUGAUCAAGUGGUUGACAUAUUAGGCAAGAAACUUCGAGCUGAUGCUAACUACUAUAUUCUUCCAGUUCUACCCAUUCACAAAUGUGGACCUUAUGAAAAAUGUAGAAGCAGUGGUUCAAGUCUUGCCCUUGCAAGCAUAGGAAGAAAAACUUGCCCACUUGAUGUUGUGGUUGUUGAUAAAUACCAGGGCUUGCCACUUACUUUUACACCAGUUAACCCAAACAAAGGUGUUAUUCGUGUGUCUACUGAUUUAAACAUCAAGUUCGCAUCCCGUCCAACCUGUCUACACCAUUCCAUGGUGUGGAAACUUGAUAGUUUUGAUGUUUAUAAGAGACAGUGGUUUGUAACUACUGGUGGUGUUGUUGGAAAUCCUGGUCCGGAAACCAUAAAUAAUUGGUUCAAGAUUGAGAAGUAUGGUGAUGGUUAUAAGUUAGUGUUUUGUCCAAGUGUGGUGCAAUCUUUCAAGUAUCUGUGUAACAAUAUUGGAGUUUUUGUGGAUCAAAACGGAAAUAAGCGUCUGGCUCUAAGUGAUGUUCCUCUUAAAGUUAAAUUUCAACAAGCUUGAUCAUAGCUUCACUAAUAUUAGCAUAAAAAUAAAUGAAUACAUGUAUUUCCUUUUCAAUAAUGUACAAUGGGAUCCUCAAAGUUAGGUUUCCUUGUUAAAAAUAAAAUAAAAAUUAAAUA